AACAGAGGGAUGUUUUUGGUUCAUUUUAGCCCACCACCCACUAUGAUCACAGCACCGUGUUUCGCGUGAACAGCCCACUCGCUCAUUUCAUUGGUGCCCGCCGUAAGCUGGGAUGGGCACCAUCAUCCUGCAGGAGCAAGUGACACAGCGGUGUCUGCAGAGGAUUUCCAGCAGGGAGAGGGAAUGGAAGAAGGAUUUGUGGAGCAACACCGGCCCUAAUCUGGCCAGCACCAAAAUGGGAAGGCGGCGGUCUCAAAGAAAACCCCCACUGCCGCAGCACACGCUGCCCAAUCAGGAGAAUAACAACGAGAAAAGACUGCAACAAAGAAGAAAGCACAAGUCCAACAACUCCUCUGCCAAAUGUACUACCUCCCAGCACUGUGCUCAGAGAUCCUCAGAGUCAAAGCCUCAUCCAGUGUCCCCCGCAGAGGGCAGGAUGGAGCCAAAGGUGCAGCCAACUGCUAAACGCUGCACCCACAAACAGCACAAGCACACAAGGAGCAGAGAGAGCAGACCCACAGCAGCCUUCCCCCACCACUGCCCGUCUGGUUCCAGCCCUGAGCAGCUGGAGAGACAUUCACCAGAACUGGAGGUCAGAAGUCUGAGCUGCCAUGGAGAAGAUGACAGUGACACUGACUUGUCUGAGUCAGAGAGACUUCCUGUGUCAGUCUGCAGUCGUGUUCCUCCGCAGCUCGAACUCAGGCCAGAGGUCAUUGCGACCGAGGACUGCUGCUCUCGCAGUCACAGAGCCGGUGUGCAGGGCCAUGGAGGUUUUGACUUCCCAGACUUCCUCCCUCCGCCUUUUAAUUCAUGGAGCCUCAGUCAACUGGCUGUUUUCUACAACAUGGAAGGCCGAGGGACCCCACGACCCAGACCUGUGGGCCCUUUAGAAAGGUAUCUGGAGAGGCUGCUUCAGCUGGAGUGGCAUCAGAUCCAGACUGUCCAGGAGGAGAGUGGGAAAUCGGCAGUAUCAGAAGUGAUAUCCAGCUGUCACAGGUCACCUGCUGCUGCCACAUCACGCCUCAGCUCUCCCAAGUGCAUCCUCCAGUGUCAGCGUGCCUUCCCCCUCACUUUCCUCUCCUCCCUGGCCAGUCAUUCCGUUCUCCUCGCUGGCUGCGCCUGCACUCUCUGCCGGAUCCGCUGCUCCCACUGUAGUGCGUCGUGCUGCUGCUCGACUCACAGCCACACCCGCCAGUCUAGACUGAAUCCCAUGCUAGAGCCCAAGUUGCUCCCCAAAAGGAGCUACAGUGAGAGCCGGGUGCACUCCUCAGACAGAGGCUCCCAAGCUCAAAGAUUCAGCAGCCCUGUGAGGACCAACAGCCACCUGAGGAGAAUGCAGGCAUCAGGAAACAUCCGCAACCCUGUCCAAGGUGCUGCCACCAGCCUUCAAUCCACUGCCAGUGAAUGUAAUGAGGUUGUCUGGAAGGGGGAUGUGUUGGACCACAGGAUUGGGUUUAGGAGGAGGAGCGGCUCAGAGCAGAGGAGAGGUGCAGGAGACAGGAAACAGAACGGAUCGGAGAAAAAACGGAGUGGCUCUGAGUGUAGAAAAGGAGGAGCUGAGAGGAGGAGAGUGGCUAACUUCAAAGAACAGGAAAUAAAACCAGAUGCUGUCACUGCAAUAAUAGACAAUUUACCUGGGUCCAAAUAUUCUGCUAUACGGAGGCCAAGCAGGCCCAAACAGGUGGAAUUUGUUACAUAACAGCAGAUUUAGUAUUGAAUGUGUAAUCUGAAUGCUACAUACUGUCACCACUUUAAGGUUUUAUUACGAAUGCAUAGUCAGUCAUUCUUCCUUAUCUGAACAGGUUGACAACAUGGACAACAAGACUGUUCAUUUGUUAUUAUGUGUGAUAUUUGUAUUAUUUUUAAAGUCACAUGAUAGAGUUGAAUCCAGUGCUGUGAUUGCAGUCAGAUAAGCUAAUGUUUACACACUUGAGCAUAUGUAAAAGAGCCUGUGGAUGUUUAUUUAAAAGAAUCCAGGUAGCCUUUGUCAGCAUCAUGUACUGUAUAUAAUUCUAUGA
Messenger RNA from Archocentrus centrarchus (flier cichlid), 2018 nucleotides. RefSeq names its product family with sequence similarity 217 member Bb (gene fam217bb). Lineage: Eukaryota; Metazoa; Chordata; Actinopteri; Cichliformes; Cichlidae. The transcript is spliced from 4 exons. The record is from RefSeq and is a predicted model, not a curated record. The coding region runs from base 113 to 1699 and encodes 528 amino acids.